AUGAUUUGGAAUUUAUUUUGGAAAAUAAAAGUUUUAAGCUGUUCAGAUGAAUAUUUAGUAGAUAAAUCCUCUUAUUUUACAUUUGAAAACAGUAAUUCUUGUGAAUUGGCUACUUUAGAUAAGGUUGAGCUUGUAAACAGAUUAUAUGAUCCUUUGUUUGCUAAAUUAAUACAAAAUCCAGAAUUAACAAAUAAACAAAAUGUUUUUUUUUCAAAAAGUUAUAAAUUUGAAAGUGUAGAAAAACCAAAAGAUUAUAAUUUAAAAAGAUUUGAUUACACAUCAAAUACAAAUUUGGCAAUUUUAAAUUUACCUAAAAAUUAUUUUAAAAUUAAAAAUAAUUUAAAAACUUGUAAGAAUCCUAAGAAUAAAGUUGAAAAGAGUAAGUUAAAAAAGCUUAAAAUGCUUUUUAAUGAUAAUAGAAAGAGAAAAAAUAAUAAUGAAGUUUCUUCAAAUGUAGAGAAUUGUUCUAAAUAUUUUAAAAUAAGUGAUACUGAAAAAUCACCUGGUAACAAUAAUAAAACAAAUGAUAAAAAGGAUGUUGAUGGUUCUAUAAGUAGUGCUUUAGUCCAAAAUGAUGAAGUUUUAAAAUUUAAAGAAAUUACAAAAAAAACUUAUAAAGAAAUUUUAAAACAUUCUAAAACUGAAAAUAAGAUUGUAUCAAAUAUUGAAUUAAUUGCAGAAAAAGUUUUAGGUAGAAAAUUAACAUUAAAUCCUGAAAAUGAUUAUCAAAAUCUUUAUAAAAGAGCUAAGAAUCAUCCUCUCGAAAAUAAAGAAGGUAAAAUUCUUUUUUAUGAAAAUUUUUUAAAUGUUAAAAAAGAUGAAAGAUUAAUUUCAUAUUAUGAAUGUUUAUUAUUAGAAGUUGUUUGUUUUUUGUCCUUAGAACACAAUGAAUUAAAUUUGAAAUUAGAAUUAGAUGUUAUAAAAGAAUUUACUGAAAUUUUAAAUAGAUCGUUAGCUUUUAUUAAUUAUUAUGAUGAUCUUUCCAAAAUAAUCGAUUUAAUAAAUAAGGAUGAAACUAAUAUUCAAGAAUUAGUUAAUGAUUUAAUUACAACAUUUAAACAGAAUAUAAAAGAACCUGAUUUUUUUAAAAAAGAUUCAUCUUUAAAAUGUUUAUGUUGUUUUAAUUAUAAUUUUUUAAGAAGUAACCAUGAAUUAAUAAUAUGGGCAACAACAAUUUUAGAAAGGUAUACAACAUUUAAAUUAAGUGAAUUUGAAGAUAUUAAUGUAAAGUUAAAAUCUAAAGACAAUGAUGUUUUGGUAAAAUUAAAAGUAAUAAGUAUACUACAUAUUAAUUCCAUCUUUAGAUCUCAUAAAAAUUUAAAGACAGAUUUAAAAAGAUCAGUAGAAGAUUAUAUUUUAAGAAUAAAGGUAAAAAUUAGAAAUAAUUUUUUGAAAGUAAUCAAAAAUCUGUUUGAAACUGAAUAA
Hepatospora eriocheir is the source of this 1425-nucleotide messenger RNA. The record is from the annotation of a GenBank genome assembly. NCBI's taxonomy places the organism in Eukaryota, Fungi, Microsporidia, Hepatosporidae.